AUGCGAAUAAUCCACGACGAUGGAUAUAAUCACGAGGAGCGAAAAAUGUACAAAAAAGUUGUGUAUUCAAAUAUCAUCCAAUCACUGACAACGAUAAUUCGAGCCAUGGAAACGCUGAAAAUCCCCUUUGCGGAUAAGCCGCACGUCUUCCGCGCCGCUCAAAAAUUCUUGCGCUUUGCGGAAAGCGCCGACGCGGACGAAGACGAGUUUCCCGAUGAGAUUUGCGAUGUGAUGCGUGAGAUUUGGGAUGAUUAUGGGGUUCAGGAGGCGGUGGCGAACCGGGCUCGCGAGAUCAAUCUGAAUGACUCGGCCCCGUAUUUUCUGGAUCAGAUGGAUCGGAUUUUUCAUCCGGAAUAUGUGCCGAAUCAGGAUGACGUGUUGAGGACUCGAAUUAAGACGACAGGGAUUAUUGAGACACAAUUUUAUUACAAGGAUCGAUUGUUUUUGGUUUUCGAUGUUGGCGGGCAAAGAUCGGAGCGUAAAAAGUGGAUACAUUGUUUUGAGCACGUUACUGCGCUGAUUUUUUGUGUAGCGCUUUCAGAAUAUGAUAUGGUACUGGUGGAGGAUCGCGUUACGGUAUGUUCCUUUGAGAAAGGGGGGGGUGGGGAAGGGGGGGGACACAAUUUUAAAGCUGGAAAUUUUCUAGAUCGGAGAAAAAAUUCGGCUCUAUCUCAACAUAAGGGUCCGAAAAAAAUAUGAGGGCCCGCCCAAAAUAUAUCAAACCACACGAAAAAAUUUUCUUUGGUUUAAAAUUUACGGACCCUCAUUUUUUUCGGACCCUCUUUUUUUUCGGACCCAUGAAAAAAAUAACGGACCCUCUUUUUUUCGGACCCUUAUAUUGAGAUAGAGCCAAAAUUUCAAACCACCCGCGGGCUAGCGUCAACGCGGAGUCUCGUUGUUUUUUUUUUGCAAAUUUUUUUUUCGGAAAAUGACAAUUUGCAUGGAAAUAACUAUUUUUUGGGGUACUGUAGCACACAAUUGUCGUCAAAGUGUUUGCACAAUUUUAUGAAAUUGCGGAUGCAGAAAAUUUUCAAAAAAAAAAAUUUUUUUUUUCAAAAUCGCUCAAAUUUGAUAGUUUUUGAGUUGAAGGGUGGAGGGAGUACGGUAUGUGCCUUUAGCGUCAACGCAGAGUCUCGUUGUUUUCUUUUUUUUUGCAAAUUUUUUUCGGAAAAUCUCAAUUUGCAUGGAAAAAACUAUUUUUUGGGGUACUGUAGCACACAAUUGUCGUCAAAAUGUUUGCACAAUUUUAUGAAAUUGCGGAUGCAGAAAAUUUUCAAAAAAAAAAGAAUUUUUUUUUUCUCAAAAUCGAUCAAAUUUGAUUGUUUUUGAGUGAAAGAUACCGUAGCGUCAACACGGAGUACGGUAUCUUUUUUUUUUUGCAAAAUCACCUACAGUACUAUUUUCCCGCAUUUUUUACUGUAGCACACGAUUCUCGUCAAAGUGUUUGCACAAUUUUUAUGAAAUUGCGGUUGCAGGCAAUUUUCAAAAAAAAAAAAUUUUUUUUUCUCAAAAUCAGUCAAAUUUGAUCGUUUUUGAGUCAAAGAGUAGAGGGAGUACGGUAUCUUCCAAAUCACCCUACAGUACUCCUUUCACCUACAAAAUCCCUCAUUUUUUUCCAGAAUCGAAUGCGUGAAUCGCUAAAAUUAUUCGACUCAAUUUGCAACAAUAAAUGGUUCAAAGAAACGUCGAUUAUCCUGUUUUUGAACAAAAAAGAUUUGCUGAUGGCUAAAAUUCGCAAAUCCCCGUUGACCCACGCUUUUCCAGAAUAUAAAGGUAAACAUUUUUAAAAAUUUGAUUUUCGCGCCACCUACAGUACUCUUUUGUUUUUCCCUUCAGGACCCAAUGAAUACGAAGAAGCUUCUGCAUAUAUUCAACAGAAAUUUGAGGACGUAAAUGUUGGACAGAAGGUAGGUUUUUAAUCAAAAAUUUCAGGAAAAACUAGAAUUUCAGAUUUUCCAGCACAAAAAUUUUGAAAAAUCUGAAAUUUUUCCAGCAAAUCUACACCCAUUUCACAUGCGCCACCGACACAAAUAACAUCAGAUUUGUUUUCGACGCCGUCACCGACAUUAUUAUUCGAGAUAAUUUGAAAAUUUGUGGACUUUAUUGA
Messenger RNA from Caenorhabditis angaria, 2107 nucleotides. Lineage: Eukaryota; Metazoa; Nematoda; Chromadorea; Rhabditida; Rhabditidae. The record is from the annotation of a GenBank genome assembly.